Oldenlandia corymbosa var. corymbosa is the source of this 731-nucleotide messenger RNA. The record is from the annotation of a GenBank genome assembly. NCBI's taxonomy places the organism in Eukaryota, Viridiplantae, Streptophyta, Magnoliopsida, Gentianales, Rubiaceae.
AUAAAAUCUGUUUAAGAAAAAAGUAGAGAAAGAAAAAAUUAAGAAUCAUGGGUUCCAAGGCAUUCAUUUUGGCUUGCAUAGCCUUAUUGGUGGCUACAAUGAUCACCUCCGAGGUGGUUGCUCGGGAGCUGACUCAGGAUGAAGUGACUAGAGAAGUUGAGGAAUCCAAGUAUAAUGGAGGCGGAUAUGGAGGGGGCCGUGGAGGGUACGGUGGCGGCUACGGAGGAGGACGUGGAGGAUACGGUGGUGGUUAUGGGGGUCGAGGUGGAUAUGGUGGUGGAUAUGGUGGCGGUUAUGGUAAUGGUGGUGGGUACGGUGGUGGUCGGGGAGGUGGAUAUGGCGGUGGAUACGGUGGUGGUCGUGGUGGUGGGUAUGGCGGCGGUUAUGGUAACGAGGGUGGAUAUGGCGGUGGACGUGGCGGCGGAUACGGUAACGGAGGCGGUAUUGGUGCCAACGUUGGUGAGGCCAAUGAGCCCUAAACUUAGCAGCAUGAUGAAUAUGUACUUCCAUCUAGCAGGCUCAUGGUAGCACUGUGCAAUAACUUUUGUAUUACUAUUUUAUGAUAUAUGAAAUGCUAUAAACCUGAAUAAGAACUAUCUUUCGGAUUAAGUUAUCUAUGAUUGAUUUCGAAAAUUUUUAAAGUAUUAUUCCAAAAAAACAAACCUCGACCCCCCAAAAAGAGGGAAAAAAUUAAGAUGUAAUUAAUGAUGUAAUUAAGAGGACAAGCGCGU